Messenger RNA from Notodromas monacha, 1476 nucleotides. The record is from the annotation of a GenBank genome assembly. Lineage: Eukaryota; Metazoa; Arthropoda; Ostracoda; Podocopida; Cyprididae.
AUGUCGCCUCAAUCCCGCUGUAUUUUCCUAGACUUGCUUUUCGAAAGGAUUUCGUUUCAGGAAUUGGCGAAAAGGCGAGAUUUGCGGAGUCACACGAUUUGCAGCGUGGAUCCCCCGGGAUGCACCGAUAUUGACGACGCUUUGCACUGUCGUGUCCUGGACAAUGGCAACUUUGAAGUUGGCGUGCACAUCGCGGACGUGUCGCACUUCAUUCGCCCGAACACGGCCAUCGACGAAGAAGCUGCAGUCCGGGGUACAACCGUGUACUUGGUGGACAAACGCAUUGACAUGGUUCCGGGUUUAUUGAGCUCAAACUUGUGCUCACUUCGUGGAAAUGAAGAGCGCUACGCCUUCAGCGUCAUCUGGGAAGUGACCCCUGAGGUGGAAUUCGUGAGAACUGAAGCCUUCAAGAGCAUAAUUAAGUCGUCUGCUGCGUUGACGUACGAACAAGCCCAGCUGAAAAUUGACGACCCGUCGUUGAAGGACGAAUUGACCCUUGGGCUCAGAAGAUUGAAUAUGUUGGCGAAAAGAAUGAGAAAGAAGCGAGCUGAAGCUGGUGAAACCCACGAUCCCGUGGAAGUGCAGGUGAAGAAGAUGCUGGAAACCAACUCGAUGGUGGAGGAAUGGAUGUUGAAGGCGAACAUGACAGUGGCGGCCAUGAUUUAUGAGACGUUUCCCGAGUGCGCCUGUCUCCGACGUCACCCCGCACCGCCAGUGUCGAGUUUUGAGCCUGUCGUGAAAGCCACGAAUCCCAGGGGCUUCAAGAUUGACGUUUCGAGCAACAAAAAUCUUGCCUGCAGUCUUGACAAGGCAGUUGUUAAUGAGAAUCCGUAUUAUAACACCAUGCUGCGGAUUUUGACGACCAGGUGCAUGAUGCAAGCGGUCUAUUUUGCGUCCGGAACUAUUGAUUACGAAGAAUUUUAUCAUUAUGGUUUGGCUGCGCCGAUCUACACUCACUUCACCUCGCCAAUUCGGAGAUAUGCGGAUAUAAUCGUGCAUCGAUUGCUGGCCGUGACGAUCGGUGCGGAUUCCACUUAUCCUGGUCUGACUGACAAAAAUCGGACCCAGGUCAUCUGUAAUAACAUCAAUUAUCGACACAAAAUGGCCCAAUAUGCUGGCCGCGCAUCAGUGAAUUUGCACACUAGGAUGUUCUUCAAGGGAAGAGUUUCGGAGGAGGACGGAUACGUGUUGCAAAUCAGGAAGAAUGCGUUGCAAGUUCUUGUGCCGAAAUACGGGCUUGAGGCAACAUUGUUUCUGGAAGGGAAGCAAAUCGAUCCCAAGAUAAUCAAAUUUGUCUAUGAUGAAUCCGAACCAAGCCAAACCUGCGGGUCUGUGAAAUUCUCAACCUUCGAUAAGGUCGUCGUACAAAUCUCUAUAGACGAGUCAAAUGUGCAAAGGGAGAAAUUGGUCCUCCGCCUCGUGCACCCAAAGGUUCCUGGCUUCAGCGUGGAUCCACUGCCACAGAAGCCGAAGUGA